Molecule: messenger RNA, 291 nt
Organism: Peronospora matthiolae
Lineage: Eukaryota; Oomycota; Peronosporomycetes; Peronosporales; Peronosporaceae
Source: the annotation of a GenBank genome assembly
AUGACCAGCAAGGUCAAAUGGGCACGUAAACCUGUUAUGAACCAAUGGGCUGCAACGGUAGCCGGGCGGGCUGCACCAGCCAGAUCGGACGAGACUCUCCCUGCUCGAGAAAAUUACCAGCAGUAUAUGUUCAAUCCGGAAAAGUAUGCUGCGGCUACCGUUGCUCGGCUCCGUUCACUGUGUGAAGCGCAGGACACGCGCUCCACGGGUACCCGGCUUCGGGAUGGUACGCAUGAAGAGUGGAAAAUUAUUCAGGGACUGGCGAAGGGUCACAUUGUGAGCCGCUCAUGA